Cylindrotheca closterium is the source of this 1473-nucleotide messenger RNA. NCBI's taxonomy places the organism in Eukaryota, Bacillariophyta, Bacillariophyceae, Bacillariales, Bacillariaceae. The record is from the annotation of a GenBank genome assembly.
AUGGAUAAGGAAAUGAUUAAGAUGAAUCAAGGCGGCAAUAAGAAUGGUAUGACGGAAACAUCAGCAAAACAAAGCCCUACAGAGACCUUGGAAGCUUGGAAACAAGUUCAUACUCAACUAAUCAAUGCAGUUCUGGUAGCCAAAGAAGCAAUAGCCGCCAAAAAGCUCCAACGCCGGUAUUGGAUGGAAGAGAUCUGUUCCAAUUUGAAUCCUGAAACUGGCAAAUUGAACUCAUCUUCGGUGUGGAAGCAACCCGAUGUGUCCAAUAAGAGCAAUAGUAAUGGUAGAACCAAUAAGACGGCUGCCACCAAAAAGCGCAAACGAUCUACGGAGCCAAAAACCAAAAAGUCUGCGGCGGAGAAACGCAAGAAGGGUUCCAAGAAAAAGCCAUCGCCCGCCAAGGAAAAUGCUUUAGACGACAACGAAGAUGACAAUAAAGAAGAACAAGUUAUGGAGAAAGUCAAGAAGGAAGAGAGCGCAGAAAAAUCGCCCUUGUCCAAGAAAAAGAAGAAGAAAGUGGUAAAGAAGGAGUCCCAUGAUCAAAAUGCAGAGGCCAAAGCGCAAGCAGAUAUUCCAGACAAUAAGUCUUUAUGCAUGUCCAUUGAUGAUGCUGAUGAUGACGAUUCGUCUCCAGAUCACUCGGCAAUCAAGAAUGAAGACAAACAUGGCAAGAACAUUGAUCCCAGAGAAGAAUCAGACGAAGAAAUGACACCUUUGGAAAAGACGAAGACAACAGGUACGGCCCACCAUGACUCCAAUCCGAGAGCUAGCCCUUCACCACCAAUGCAUCCCCACGAUUAUGGCCCCAUGGGCCAGCAUAAUUGGGGCGCUACUGCUCAUCAUCCUCAUCAUCACCACCAGCAUCAUGAUCCAUAUAUGCCUCCAGGUGGUGGAUUUGGAAAUCCCCAUGCUCCCUAUCAUCAUCCUCACCAUGCACCACAUCCGCACCAUGCACCGCAUCAGCAUCAUAUGUCACCAUCAGGAAUGCACGGUCCUCCUCCUUAUGGAUCUUAUCCUCCCUAUGGUGGUCCUCCAACUCAUCAUCAUCAUCAUCCUCAUCAUCCACAUCACGCUCCUCCUCCCCAUAUUGCCGCUAUGCAUCAUAAUCAUCAUCAUCAUGCAUCAUCAUCAUCAUCAUCCUAUCCACCACAGCAUGCAUAUGAAAUGGGAGGAGGAGGAAUAAGUGCUACCAUUCCAUCUCCACGAGCAUCACCCCCUCCAGCAUCAGCAGCAGCAGCACAUUUACCCUCCAAGAACAAUAAUACUGCUGCGGACGAUGCAUCCAGUGAAGAUGAUGAUGAGGAGGAGGAGGAAGAAGAAGAAGACGAAGACGAUGAUCAUGACGAUGAAUUUACGAAUACUAGUCCUGGCGAAAAGGAAGGCAAAUCGGAAAAAAAGGUACCGCCCUUGGCCAUUUUGGGAGGAGCCGAUGAUGAUGACGACGACGAAGAAGAAGAAGACGGCGAUGGAUAG